This is a messenger RNA of Prorocentrum cordatum, 474 nucleotides long. Lineage: Eukaryota; Dinophyceae; Prorocentrales; Prorocentraceae. The record is from the annotation of a GenBank genome assembly.
AUGCCAGCAAUCACAGAAAAGUGGAACCUCAAGCUGGCGCUCCUCGUCUUCGUCACGGACCUGGUGCUGCAGAUGGCCACCGACGUCGGCUAUCCUUGCAGGAGAGGGCCGGCAAGCGCCGCCGCUCUAUCCGGCCACUUGUCGGACGAGGUCGCCGAGAGGCUCACCGCACACCCGGAGAUCGAGAUCCUGAGCCUCCCUUCAGAGCUGCGCAAAGACGAGGCCGCGCGGCGGGACGCGCUGCGGUCUGCAGACGCGGCGGUGUUGUGCCUGCCCGACGACGCCGCCAUUGCAGCCGUGGAGCUGUGCGGGGAUGCUGACACCGUGAUCGUGGAUGCCAGCACUGCGCAUCGCAUCGCGGAUGGGUGGGUGUAUGGCUUCGCAGAGCUGUCGCCGGGGCAGGCGGAGGCGAUUGCCAGCUCAAAGCGCAUCGCCAACCCAGGCUGCUACCCCACAGCCCUGUCAUUUCUAUAG